AUGUCGCUUCUUCCGUUGGCAGUCCUGCUCUUUGUAGCAAGUGCCCUCGCCACAUCCAAUCGAAUUGUUGGGGGAGAAGAAACAACAAUCGAAAAGUAUCCAUACAUAGUGCAAGUGGAGACCUACAAUACAUUUAACGGUAACUGGAACCAAGGGUGUGGAGCCAAUAUCCUCUUAAAAAACUGGGUUUUAUCAGCAGCGCACUGUUUUGAAGGAUGGAACUACACACCUGAAUUCAGACGUAUCAGAGCUGGAACCACAUACCGUAAUGAAGGUGGAGUUGUCCACUACGUAGAUAUUGAGAUAAACCACCCAGAAUACCGUAAAGCCGCAAGAUUUGAUGCCGACAUCAGCAUUGUGAAAUUGUCUACUCCUUUGGUCUGGAAUCCAGUGAUCCAGAGAGCAACUAUCGUGUCACAAGGCUAUGAAUUGCCUGAUAACGCCCCUGUGGUCCACGCAGGUUGGGGGGACACUUCUUUUGAUGGAGUUGCAUCAAGGGUUCUCCGACACGUAGAAAUGUACAAAAUCAACAAUAUACUGUGCAGGGAUCGCUACAAACAAUUACCAGGCACUAACGUCGUUACACCUAACAUGAUCUGUGCUGGACUUUUAGAUAUUGGAGGACGUGAUGCCUGUCAGGGAGACUCUGGUGGUCCAUUGUAUGCUGGAGGGAUUGUCGUCGGUAUAGUAUCCUGGGGACAUGGAUGCGCAAAUGAAACAUACCCUGGCAUUAGUACCAAAGUCUCUAGUUACACUAACUGGAUCACUAAGAACGCUGUCUAA
This is a messenger RNA of Pieris macdunnoughi, 783 nucleotides long. Lineage: Eukaryota; Metazoa; Arthropoda; Insecta; Lepidoptera; Pieridae. The record is from the annotation of a GenBank genome assembly.